Messenger RNA from Fomitiporia mediterranea MF3/22, 838 nucleotides. RefSeq lists its product as uncharacterized. NCBI's taxonomy places the organism in Eukaryota, Fungi, Basidiomycota, Agaricomycetes, Hymenochaetales, Hymenochaetaceae. The transcript is spliced from 4 exons. The coding region runs from base 121 to 807 and encodes 228 amino acids. The record is from RefSeq and is a predicted model, not a curated record.
CUUCUGGCUAUUAGACUCUCGCACACUCGAAGCUCGGCACCACUCGUCUGUUCAGUCAUCAACGCUCGUGCCGGCCCCGAAGCUCGAGUCGCUUGCUACGAGGAGCCAAAUUCUGUCACUAUGAAUACUUCCCUUGAAGCUUACUGGCGUUUCAAGCAUCGAAUUUUCCCAGUCAUUUUGUCGAAUAUUUGGCGCCUUUACCUCUUCAUAUUCGAUUGGAAAGUCAAGCCACAGCUUUCCAUUCCAAGUUUUCCCAAACAUUCAAAUGAGAAUCAAUGUGAAGUAUAUUCCGCCGGUCUCUUCUACAGUCAGCAAGUGGUGACGCCACCUCAACCGUCUCUACCGUAUCGAGAAACUGAACUCUCGCGAGCACCGUGUUACCAUACCUCCUGCUUUCUCGACCCGACGAUCCCGACCCUACGAGAAUCAGUCGAACGCCACCAUCUUCUUACACAGAAGGCCGAUGCACACCGUCUGUCCACUAAAAAUCCAAAUAAUUCGACUAAAAGACCCUCAUCGUGGUUCUACAUACCUUCAACCCCCUAUAAAUCUCUUAUUGGUAAUUCGGAAGUCCCGGAUCCAGGUGCAAAUUGGGACGACCAUGAUCGCUCUCGCUCCACGUCAAGAAUGGAUCAGAAUCAUGCUAAAACCCCGUGCAAGAUGCAUACAACCUUUGGAGCUCAGCGUUUGCUAAUGCUUGCCGAUGACAAGACAUGUGUAUUCCUUGCUUCUGCAAGACUAUGGAUUGGAGGCUCAGAAACACCACAAGCACAUGGAGUCAAGGCACCAGCUAAGAUCAUCCUGUAGAUCGCCCAACCCUAUGGCACGUCAACUUAUU